ACUCCGCCAUCGGCAAGAAAUCCGUUCAUUUUCCAUCAUGAAGUCCGACGGGUUGGUUCUUCGUGCUUUUUCCGCGUUUGCUUUUGUCUUCGUCGUCAUCCACCCGUCAAGAUCGCUUGACCUCACGUGGUCUAUCGCAUCCAACGCCACUGGCAGAGCCAUGCAACGGGACAAUCGGUGUAUUUUAUAUAUGGAUGAUGUAUACAAAGGGAGUUACUGUUCGAAUAGAACGUGUCCGAACUGGAAUUGUCAUGAUGAUUCGGCAGUAAUAUACGGGACGUGUUGUGGAUGUCCCAACUAUUUUGGAGAUGAUCACAUACCGGUACUUUGUAAAAAAAAUUUAGAAUGCCCAAAAUUAAUGAAGGACUUGUGCACUGAUUUCAACUUCAUGAUUUUGUGUUGUUGUUCCCAUAAUAAAAAUUAUUUUAGUUAUACAGUACAGCCUCGAUAUUCCGAACUCCCGAUAAUUCAGUGAACGUGAUAAUUCGGACGGUAUUAGUCAAUUUAUUCGUAAAUACAUUUGUAAUUUGUUCGGAAUUCUUCAUAAAAAAAUUACUGAAUAUUAUACUUAAGUUCUAUUAUUAUAAACAUUUUUUUUUUUUUGUAAUUAAUUAUGUUAGUUAUUUAUUAUUUUUGUAAUUUGAAGUGCAAUAAACACAAAGAUGGUGGAAUUAAAAAUAAAAAUCUUAUUAAUU
Molecule: messenger RNA, 695 nt
Organism: Melanaphis sacchari
Lineage: Eukaryota; Metazoa; Arthropoda; Insecta; Hemiptera; Aphididae
Exons: 3
Coding region: 38-475 (145 amino acids)
Source: RefSeq, a predicted model, not a curated record